AUGUAAAAUUCGUCUACGGAGAGUGCAGUAGGCUAAGAUCACAAUAUCUCGAAAUGGAGAAGUUAUGGUUUACUGGAAACUGAUGGAGGAUCGUCUUCCUUUUCAUUCCAACCAAAAAAGAAAAAUCCUAUCCAAAAAUCAAAUACAAUGCACAAUCUAAUUCAAUAAUUCCAAACUUAAACCCAAGAAAAUAAUGAUCUGAAAAAUAGUUAAAGUGAAUCUAAAAAUAGAUUCAGUCAAAGAACUCAGCAAAGUAUACCAAGCAGAAGUUCCAUAAAUAAAUAGCCUCUUGAUGAUGAUAUAUAAUUUGAUAUGUUCUCUGUCAACCCUGGGUCCAAUAUAUUAAAUUUAACCUAACACACUAUUCCUAUUGUGCUAUAAUUAAGAACAAAAACUCUAGAAGAAUUAGAUUAGAUUGGUGUAGAUUUAUUUUGUUUAAUUGACAUUGGCAAUGGCAUGUAAGGUUAAAAAAUUGACUAUGUGAAACAAAUCUUGCAUUCAAUAUUAACCAAUCUAAGAGAAUAGGAUAGAUUAUGCUUAAUUAGUUUCAACAAUGACGGCAAACUGUUAACGGGCUUGUAAAAGGUAACAUCAGAGACUCAAGAGUAUUUUGCAUUCGUUAUUGAUGGUUUAUAAUGUAAUGGGACAACAGAACUAUGGAAAGGAACAGAAGUAGCUUUUGAUGUUAUCAAUUAAAGAAAAAAUAAAAAUAAUUGGGCUAGAAUUCUCAUUUUUUCAGAUGGUCAAGAUGAAAUUGCUCUUACUAAAAUUAAAAAGUAAUUAGAGUACAAUUAUGAUAUUUUCACUAUCGACUCAUUUGGAUUCAGCAAUUCAAAUGCAAGCAAACGAUUAUCCUCCAUAACAAAUUUAAGAUUUGGGAAACACCAUAUUAUAAAUAGCGAAUAAUAGGUGUUUAAAUGUUUGGAGUAAACCUUUGCCAAUUUUCCAUUCAAUCUAUGGGAUGAUGUAACUAUUACAAUCUCAACCAACCAAUAAAAUAUUCCAUUUGAAAAGAUUAUGAUUUCUGAGAUACACAGUGAAGGGUGGAUUGAACUGCAAAAUUAACAUUAAUAUUAAAUCACAAUUCCUAAUCUGGAAAUCGGAGAAUCCUUUUUAUUUCCUAUGGAAUUGGCCUUUUAGAAGUUUAAUGACAAUAUAGUUGAUAGAGCAAAACCAAUCACCUUAAUAACUGGAAAAAUAGAAAUGAAAAAUACUAUAACAGGCAAAAGGAUGAUUAAAAAUGUUGAACUAGAUGCUAUUUUCCUUUAUGAAAAUGAUUCUAACACUCUAGAUUUUAACACUUAUUUUAAUUGCAAAUAAUCUCCAUUAGUCAUAUGGAUUUGUGAUUUAUAAUAAACUUGUAAUUAAUAUUUUAUUUAAUAGAAUUCAAUCGAAAAUCCUACUUCGAUUUAAUCUGUGAGAACUUACAACUCAAAGGGCAAUUGUAAUCUUAAAGAAUUAAACAACUCUAUGAUGAAGAACCAUCUUGAAUUUAAAAUACAAGUGAAUUUUGUUUAUAUUACAUGA
Molecule: messenger RNA, 1527 nt
Organism: Paramecium tetraurelia
Lineage: Eukaryota; Ciliophora; Oligohymenophorea; Peniculida; Parameciidae
Exons: 3
Source: RefSeq, a predicted model, not a curated record